Messenger RNA from Homalodisca vitripennis (glassy-winged sharpshooter), 651 nucleotides. RefSeq lists its product as uncharacterized. Lineage: Eukaryota; Metazoa; Arthropoda; Insecta; Hemiptera; Cicadellidae. The record is from RefSeq and is a predicted model, not a curated record. The transcript has a single exon. Bases 1 to 651 code for a protein of 216 amino acids.
AUGGGCGAUCUCUCCACUUCAGUUAGCUUUGUCUCUAACAAACUGGAUGAGUCAAACAGCCUGAUGAAGGAAAUAAGAGCCGACCUUGCCGCCAUGAAGAGGGAACACGAAGAACUGCGAUCUCAAAACCGUCAUCUGACCUGUGAAGUAGACGUUUUGAAAGGAAAAGUCAGGAUGCUGGAACAGUACUCGAGGAAGGAUAACGUAGAAGUCAGCGGGCUACCUGUCACCCAAAACGUGGACGUCUUCGAUGUGGUGAGGGACCUCGGAGCUGCGGUGGGUGUGGACAUCCAACAGCAGGACAUCUCAACAGCGCACCGUGUUCCUUCAUACCAGAGAGACCGCAUCCCGUCACUGGUAGUGAAGUUUGUGAGGAGAGCAACCCGGAACAAACUCAUCGAAAAAUACAGGCAGAAGAAAACAGCGAUGACAGCCAGAGACGUCAACCCUGCUUUACCGAUGCGAAGGAUUUACAUCAACGAACACUUGUCGCCGGAUAAUAAGGUAUUCUUGUCAAAGUUGAAAACAAAAUGUAAAGAAAUAGGUUUCAUGUACGCAUGGUGCAGGGACGGAAAGUUCUUUGUCAGAAAGUGUCAGGGUGAGAGAUACAUAAAAAUAGACUCGUACAAAGAUUUGGAAAAGCUCAAGUAA